AUGCCGCGUGGUACAAAAACGCCCACGGCGCGUCUCAAACUCGUCAUCCGCCGCCUUCCCCCAACCUUGCCGGAAGAGACGUUCUGGCGCGUCGUCGAGCCCUUCGUCGAGGGAAAGUACGCUUGGCGGCGUUAUGUCAAGGGCCGACCCGGAGACGCUUACGGCGUGCAUCCACAACACUCACGCGCUUACGUGCUCAUGAACGACACCGAGUCGCUCAUUGCAUUCCAUGCAGGCUUUGACGGACAUAUCUUCCGCGCCAAGACUGGCGCCGAGUUCCAGGCCGUCGUCGAGUAUGCGGCGAUCGAGAAGACACCGUACAAGGCCAAGGCGAAGAAGGACGCACGUGAAGGGACCAUCGACGACGACCCAGACUUUCUCGCCUUUCUCGAGAACAGAGGCGUGGUUGAGACCAAGCCACCCCUCGAGAUUGCCCCCCCUCCUCCCCAACCAACCUCGACACCCCUGUUAGACGCAUUACGCGCGUCGGCGAGUAAGAGCAGAGCCAAAGCGGCGAAGAAGAAGGAGAAGGCGGCAGCCAAGAAGGACGACAAGGGCACGAAUGCGGAAGCGAAGAGCGACAAGGCGCGCGCGGCCGCACUCGCCUCCAUAUCCGAGGCGGCAAACAAGCGUGCGCCCAAGGCUGGUGGCGGCGCGGUGGUCAUGGUCGCCGGCAAGGGGCGCGAGGUGUUCGUCGCGCCCGCUGACACGGUGCAGGACGGCGAUCCACGCGUCAGCACGAAGAGCGACAAGGAGAAGAAGAAGAGAAAACCGCGGAAGAAGAAGGAGGCGGCAGAUGAGGGCGGCGAGCCACCGAGCGCAGCCGGUGGAGUCGGGGCCGGGCCAGGGCCAGCAAAAGAGGCGGCCGGGAAGAAGGACGCGCGGGCAGAGGGUGGCGUCGCGGUGGUGGACGAGGCGAGCACCGACAGCAAGCGCCGGAAUCGCAAUCGCAAACGCGGGGGAGGUGGUGGCGGGGCUGGGGCUGGGGUUGGGGCUGGGGGCGGUGAGAGUCGACCUGCACCGGUUGACGGGGGUGGGGUGGAGGAGACGGCGUCUGGACUGUCGCGGCGCCAGAAGGCCCGCGCUGCUCGCGAGCAGGGUGGCGGUGCCGGGGGACCGCCUUCGGCCCCGCGUGGGCGCGGUCGCGGUGGAAUACUGCCGACUGAGGCGCGUAUUGACAUGUAA
Messenger RNA from Cutaneotrichosporon cavernicola, 1185 nucleotides. RefSeq lists its product as uncharacterized. The transcript has 5 exons. Bases 1 to 1185 code for a protein of 394 amino acids. Gene Ontology annotation, molecular function: mRNA binding. The record is from RefSeq and is a predicted model, not a curated record. Gene Ontology annotation, cellular component: cytoplasm; nucleolus. Gene Ontology annotation, biological process: nuclear-transcribed mRNA catabolic process, nonsense-mediated decay; positive regulation of translation. Lineage: Eukaryota; Fungi; Basidiomycota; Tremellomycetes; Trichosporonales; Trichosporonaceae.